CCCAUGGAAGCACUCUGUACCAUUCCACGUUCCACCACAGCCUCCUAACCCAACUCAUCCCCCACCAGGCCACCACCUCACCAACCUCUCCUUCUCUCCAUGGCUUCCAUUCUUCCUCGCCUCCUCCCGCUCCUCUCUCUCCUCACUCUCUCGCUCUCCACCCAAACCCCCACCACCGAUGCCCCCACCCUCAUCCAAAAGACGUGCAACACCACCACCUACUACAACUUCUGCGUCUCCUCUCUCCAGUCCGACCCUGAGAGCCCCAAGGCCGACGUCAGGGGCCUCUCCACCAUCGCCAUCCACCUCGCUAUCUCCAACGCCACCAACACUUCCUCCUUCACCGCCGCCCUCUCCCAUUCCGCCGCCGACCCCUCGCUCCGGGCCGUCCUCCGGGAGUGCGCCGCCAAGUACAGCAACGCCGGCGAGGCCCUGGAAUGGUCGCUCGAUGCCUUGUCGACCGAGUCGUACGACUAUGCCUUCGUCCACGUGAGCGCCGCCGCCGAGUAUCCCAACGUCUGCCGCGUGUUGUUCCGGAAGCACCCCCGGCUGCCGUACCCGGCGGAGAUGGCAAGCAGGGAGGAGGUGUUGGAGCACUUGUGCACCAUAGCUUUGGAAAUUAUAUCAAUUCUUGGGUGACAGAGAAAUAUAAAAGUGCUCUAAAGUUAUUGAGGACCAAAAGGGAUAGGUUUAAUUCAGCUUUUGUAGCUAUAAAGCUCUCUGGCUUGUAAAGGGAGUGUAGCCUUUGUCUUGGUUGGUUUAGAUGUUUCUAUGUUUUAGAGGCUUGUGGAGAGUACUGGAAAGGCUUGCAUGGGUGUUUCUGUUUGGCACUUUGAUGACUUGGAUGGUUCAUGUGUACAUGAUUAAGAAGUGCAUUCUGUUCCUAAAUGGCUAGCUCUUAGCUGGCUUAUUUGCUAUGUUAGUGUUAAAAUGCAUAGUAGACGAUGGAGUCUAAAAAGCUAGACUGUGGUUGCUGAAA
This is a messenger RNA of Elaeis guineensis (African oil palm), 979 nucleotides long. RefSeq names its product cell wall / vacuolar inhibitor of fructosidase 2. NCBI's taxonomy places the organism in Eukaryota, Viridiplantae, Streptophyta, Magnoliopsida, Arecales, Arecaceae. Gene Ontology annotation, molecular function: enzyme inhibitor activity. The record is from RefSeq and is a predicted model, not a curated record.